AUGUCGCAACAAGGCUAUCGGAAACCGCUGCUUCUGGCCUUGGCCGGGACAGUAGUCCUUACAGCCGCUGCCUAUGCAUACGGCCAUUACUUCCACCAUUCCAAAGCACAAUCACAGCGAACGACUGCCCUGCACCGUAGCAAUGCGAUCCGUCGUCCCAGGCAUAGGAGGCGCUGGCGUCAUGGAUUUGAGCACACCACUCUCGAUUACGAUCCCACCGAGCGAGCUAUCGGUCACUUGGAAGAGCGAAAUGAGCGAAGAGAGGGCUAUGGAGAAUACCAGAAUAAAUGGUUCUUCCCACUUCCGGAGGACUCGCAGGAAGUGGACUUGACGCUUGUUCCCUGCAACUUAAGAUCCAUCUAUGUCUAUUUGUUACAGCACUCACCAGCGCCAUUGUCGCCAUAUCAACAAGACUGUCUGCGGCUGCACAUUCACGGCGUCUUCACUCAGAAUUUCCUCCGCGAAGAGUUUCCGGAGGGUUAUAUCAUUGGUGACGAUGCUUACAAUGUGGCGCGGGGAUUGGAGCUCCUGGAUGUGGCGGAGGAAAUUGUGUUUGAGGUAGUCAAGGCCUUUGACGAGGGCGAGUUCCACCUGAGCGAGGAAUGGAGCCCUUUGGACGCUCCUAUUCAAAGCCCUCGGAUUCCGGCCGCGGCGACUGAUGGCGCAGCGGAAGAUUUUGCUCCUCAGGAUGCGCUGGAUGCAUUGGCCAAUCCGACCCGAGAGGAUGAUAACGAGAGUGAAUUCUCGUACCGCAACAAUAACAGCAGCAAUUAUGACGAUGACCCUGAAGGAAGCCAGAAUAUGCUUGACCUCCUCUACCAUGUUGCUGGUGAGCAGGCCCGGAGGGAGGGGUACAUUCAUCGUGGUGUGGAAUGCAACAGCUGUGGCGUGCACCCAAUACAGGGCAUACGCUAUCAUUGUGCCAAUUGCUUCGACUUCGAUCUAUGUGAAAGCUGUGAGGCAACCUCAACGCACACCAAAAGCCAUGUGUUUUUCAAGAUCAGGAUACCAGCUCCCUCCCGAGGAAACAUUAAGGAAGUGAUUCCGACGUGGUAUCCAGGGAAACCGAACCUGUUCCCUACAUCCCUGCCUAAGGAUAUAUCCAGACCCUUGUUGGAGCAGACUGGAAUGGAUCGCACGGAAAUGGAUGCACUGUAUGAGCAGUUCAAGUGCCUCGCCGGUAAUUUCUACCCCACCGAUCCGAUUGGGUUGGGCAUGGCCAUUGAUCGAAAAGCCUUCGAUGCAUACUUCAUCCCUUCCACGGCCGACAGACCUGCGCCCACCAACUUGAUCUACGACCGCAUAUUUGCAUUCUACGACACGAACAAUGAUGGUCUUAUCGGCUUUGAUGAAUACGUACGUGGACUUGCGCGGUUGCAGGAUAAAUCACGCUAUGCGCGCCUCAUGCGAAUAUUCGACGGCUAUGACCUUGACGCUGAUGGUUACGUCGAUCGUAAGGAUUUCCUCCGCAUAUUCCGUGCGUAUUUUGCCCUUAGCAAGGAGUUGGGUCGCGAGAUGAUCAACGAGCAAGAAGACUUUGGUUAUGUGGAGGAAGAACUCAGAGAUGUCGUUCGAGGAAGCCAACCGAUUAGUGCUGCGUUCGGCGGAGGGACACUCUAUGGCCACGAGUCUCGCACCGGCCAGGACAAGCAGCGUCAAGCCAACGGAGAUCUCGAAUUGUCUCCUGGCUCUGCCGGCGUGUUACAGCCUGAUAGUGACAUGCAAGGGGAUCGUGAGCGGGCGAUCGGUAAUGUGGCUAUGAAUAAUCGGACGAGGAACAACCCUUUCCGAUCUUUCAGGACAGAGCCUGCUCAGGAUGAGCCCUUGAUGCUCCUUCCCAUAGGGAGCAAUUUCAACCAUGCUGCGAUAGUGGACAUGGAUGAUGCAACCGAGGAAGAACUUGCAGGACCAGACCCUCCACUACAGACAUAUGGCUGGCCGCCCAUCCUGACCCCGGAGCCCCAGGAUAUCGUCGAUGCACUGGGGCAAGAAGUGCCGCUCGAGGACAUCACUGAUCCAGUUGACCGAUCUAGAGUGCUUUUUGCACAGUCUCAACGUUUUGACAAUGAGGGUGACGAGGAAGAGAAAUCGCUAAGGGCGAGGGCCGUGGAAGAGCGGUGGCGGAGAAGACAGUUUUAUUUGGAUGAAGAGGAGGGCUUGACCAAACCUCCAGGGUACACAGAACCUGACAGCUCAGAUGAAGAAGCAACCGUCUCAAGGCCCAAGAAGUCCAGUCGUGUUACAGGAGCAAGACCAAGGAGGACUUCGAUACAGUCACGCUCCUCGUCCAAAGUGCGAUUUGAUGAUAGUGCCAUCGACACUGAUUAUGAAACACGGUCGAAUGCAUCCUCACGCAGCAUACCCAUCAACGAAAGAUGGGGUGGGUAUGAGCUUGGUCAACCAGAGGUAGAUGUUGGGAAGGACAUUCUCUAUCAGGCUGUCCAGCAAGGAUUCAAUGAGCUCUUGGACGCCCUUUUUAAGGAAAGGGAGGAUGAGUGCCUUGAGGCACAGUCCACGCGAGAUGAUCGCCAAAAAUUCCGCAAAGAAAUGGAGAAAUUCAAGGAGCGUCUUGAAACAGCCCAACAACAAGAGGAUGAGAAUUGGUUGAGAGAAGCCGACACGCUGAGAACGGAAGAGUUGUUGCAGAGCACGCAGACAUCCAGCCAUCCCGAGAGACGGAACGAAGCGUCAUCCGAGCAGGCAGCCUCGCCCGUGCCUGAUGCGGAGGACCACAUCGAGUUGAUGUUCGGAAACAGCGGCGCAACUGCAAACGAAAGCCGAGACGCAGAGCAACAGGCUGGGCAGUCGAAGGACCUUUUCGACCCUACCCUCCCACAGUUCCGCCCUGACGAGGUCGAAGUGUCCCACCCGGAACCACCAUCCGACCCCUUUUCUGGCGACCCGACCGAGGCGCGAGCCCUCUACGAUCUCUGGACGCGACAUGAUGAGAUCGAUCUUGAAGCGCAACAUCGGGGUGGGUAUGGUAAGCUCAGCUUUGCUGAGUUCCGCCGGAAGAUGGUGCCUGAAGACGAAAUAGGCAGGGCCUUGGGCACGAAGGGUAAAGAGAAUGGCGAGGAUGGUGACCAACGGACAUGGGAGAGCAGCGCCGACCUGGGCAGGCUGGCCUUUGUUGGCACAUGGCUCGAGAUGGCGAGCUUCUAA
Messenger RNA from Exophiala dermatitidis NIH/UT8656, 3162 nucleotides. Its product is annotated as protein phosphatase 3, regulatory subunit. Gene Ontology annotation, molecular function: zinc ion binding; calcium ion binding; protein kinase C binding. The record is from RefSeq and is a predicted model, not a curated record. NCBI's taxonomy places the organism in Eukaryota, Fungi, Ascomycota, Eurotiomycetes, Chaetothyriales, Herpotrichiellaceae. The coding region runs from base 1 to 3162 and encodes 1053 amino acids. The transcript has a single exon. Gene Ontology annotation, biological process: endosome organization; mitophagy; aggrephagy. Gene Ontology annotation, cellular component: amphisome; aggresome.